AUGCUUCCAUUCAUUACCCUGGCCGGCUUGGCCUUUGCCAACUUGGCGACUGCUAGCCCCUGCAAGCCUAUUCGCCAAACGACUGUCUCAUCCAUCGGGAGCGUCUCUACUACUGCCUCGUCUAUCGAAAGCGCUUCCAAGGUUUCAUCCAUCGAGAGCGAGUCUACUACUGUCUCAUUCGUCAACAGUGUCUCUACUACUGGCUCGUUUAUCGAGAGCGUCUCCUCCACAAUUUUAUCCAUCGAGAGCACUACCACAGUUUUGUCUGUUGAGGGCGGCUCGUCUACAAUUUCAUCCGUCGAAAGCGCCUCCACUACAGUUCUAUCCAUCGAGAGCGGCUCCACUGCUAUCACUUCUGUCGAAAGCGCCUCCUCUACAAUUGAAUCCAUCGAAAGCACCUCCACAGUUUUAUCUGUCGAGGGCGGCUCCUCCACGAUUUCAUCUAUCGAGAGUGUCUCCACAGUUCUAUCUACCGAAAGCGCCUCCUCCGCGAUUUCGUCAAUUGAGAGCGUCUCCUCCACAACUGUAUCCGUCGAGAGCGUAUCUACUACAGUCUCGUCUGUUGAGAGCACCUCCACCGUUUUAUCUGCCGAGAGCGCCUCCUCCACAGCAUCUGUCGCUACUGUUGCUACUACUAGCACGGAUUAUUCUGUAUCAGCCAUUUCCCAGAGCUCUGACUCUUCUGCUGCAGUCAUCUCCGAGACAUCAUCUGAGGCUACCACUCUGUCCACAGUUGUCGUCCAAGAGACUACUACCGCCGAGGCCAGCACGACUGAGGCCACCACAACUGAGGCUGCCAGCACGACUGAGGCUGCCAGCACGACUGAGGCUGCCAGCACGACUGAGGCUGCCAGCACCAACGAGGCUGCUAGUAGCACCGAGACUGCCACUACGACUAAGGCUGCCAGCACCACUGAGGCCAGUACCACCGAGGCUGCCAGCACCACCGAGGCUACCAGCACCACCAAGGCUGCUACCACCACCGAGGCCAGUACCACCGAGGCUGCCACCUCUUCAACCGAUAUUGGAACAUCCUCUGGCACCGCAACACUCACCAGUGAAACAGUUCUCCCAACUGCUGAUCAGUCAUGCGAUAACGGAGGCUUGGACUAUGCCAUUUAUGAGCAUACCUUCUACAACUCGAACCCUCCCUAUUUCUCAUCCUUCAACCCUACGUACUUCCACGAUGCCACUCCCACAUACACUGGUAUCACUGAGCGAAUCGGAAUCCAGCCAGGAACCAACUGGCAGAAUGCCUUUUCUAUCUACGAGGGCAGCCCAUCUCAGAAGUUCCAGUACAAGGCCGUCAACCACCAUGGAUUCCUCUAUGCGCCUGAGACUGGUACCUACGAAGUCACUGUACCAAACUCUGAUGAAAUCACCCUCGUCUGGUUCGGCGAAAAGGCCUUGUCAACAUGGACACGCGACAACGCGGAUCUUGAGCAGGACUACCCAGGCGGCACUUCCAAGUCUUUCCAGAUUCAUCUCCAAGCUGGGACCUACACUGCGUUCCGACUCUUGUGGGCCAAUGCUCAGGGAGAGCUCAACUUCAUCGCCGAGGUCAAGGCUCCUGGUGGACAGAUCAUUGUCAAUGGUGAUAGAGCUGACAACAAGUACCUUGUCCGAGAAGCUUGUGACAAGAGCACUCCAGCCUUCCCUAGCUUCUAG
Molecule: messenger RNA, 1668 nt
Organism: Fusarium sp. VM40
Lineage: Eukaryota; Fungi; Ascomycota; Sordariomycetes; Hypocreales; Nectriaceae
Source: the annotation of a GenBank genome assembly